AUGGCAUCAAGCCUACCAACUACACCAUCCAAGAAAUCAACCAAUGGCGACACCAAUGGCUUAUUCAAUCUUUCAACAACAUCACUCACCAACCAUUCUUCAUCCAGUUUUAUAUCAUCAUCAACAUCAUCUUCAAUACGACAAUCAUCUCCAAUCAAAAAACUUCAUUUCGACGACCGAUCAAGAACAAAGACAAGUUUGGCAUUACGUUCAUAUAAGAAAUCAUCAUUCAGCACCCUAAACCUCGUCAAUAAUAACCUUAACCACCAUCAGCCAAUAGAUCAAGAACCUUUGCAUGGGGUGUUUAAAUGGAAUGAAACGACUGAUAUAUCGGAUAUAAUCUCCAGUAUGGGGUUUGUGGACAAUCAUGGCCCAGUGGUGGAUAUGGCUGCGACGGCGAUUCAUUUGGGGUUGGCGACUGAGAAAGGACGAGUGGUGAUUUUUAAUUAUCAUCAAGAAAUCGAAUGUGUUUUGAUUGUGGAAGUGGAGGAGGAAGAGAGACAUGAAAGAACGAGGAGUAGUGCGGGUGGUGGUGGUGGUGGUGGAUCGGGGGAGGUUGAGAUUAGUUGUAUGUCCUUCUCAGCUGAUUCUACUAUGUUGGCAGCAGGUUAUAAGAAUGGACAAAUACGAUUAUGGGAUUUGAAUUCAAAGAAAGUUACUAUGGGUACUGGUGGGAUACCGUCGAUAUUACCAUAUUUUGUCAUUCAACCCAUAUCACUUUCAGGAAGAUUUACGAAGAAUUUCCAAGGACAUAUAAUAGAUUGUAAGAUUACUAAUAUAUCAUUCAUAAAUGAUCUGAAUUCACAAUUGAUCAGUACUGAUGAAUCCGGGUUGGUGUUUUAUCAUAAUGGAAUCAAGAAAUUCAUGAAUAAAUAUUUCUCCUGUCUGAAAAUCCUAGGUAAAAAUGAUGCCAAUUUAUCCACUAACACUGAUAAUGGUGAUGAUCGAUUUUCAAUAUUGACAAGUGAAAUGUUACCAUUAGGUUCAUCCCAUCAGAUAACUGAUAAAAUGGGGAUAUUGGCAAUAUUAACCCCGAAAUUAUUAACAAUUGUAUCAACCAUAUCUUUAAAUGAUUCCCAUAUCCCCAAUGUUAUCCAACACUUCAAAAUCGGAAGAUCGAAACAUGUAAAUAUUACGCCAAACGGACUAGUUGGUUCUUUAAGUUGGUGUCCAUGUAUGGAAUCUCAGAAUGGAAAAAUUAUCAAAAAUGCAAAAAUCGCAUAUAGUUGGAAUAAUGUCCUCACCAUAAUCGAAUUAAAUAAUCAAUCCUUCCCCCCGAAUUUCAUAUCCGUAAUCAAUGAAUUGAAAAAUAAAGAUAAAUCAGUGCCCAAACUCCCAUUCAAAAAAACCUCACGAUGGAUUUCCCCCCAUCCUUCCGACGUGAUCCAAUCCACAAAAUGGAUCUCUAGUGAUAUAUUAACCAUAUUCCUCAGCCAACAAUCCCAAACCACUACCAUGAUUUCAUUCUAUUAUGACGGGAAAUCACUCACUCCAGUCGGACAAGAUCCAAUCCAAAUAAACAUCCACCGUUUGGUCAGUUUUAAAAACCGCUUGUUGGCAUUCACACUCCUCCCGGAGCGGAAAAUAUUCAUGGGCAGACAGAUGAGUUGGGCCGACAUCAUAUCCACAAAACUCUCCCAAGGAAACUAUGCCGACGCGUUGGAGACAGUAUAUGAAUACUACACAACGAUGGAGAGGAGUAGUAAUGGUAGUGCCAGUGAUGGGAAAUUGAUCUUGGUGGGGUUGGAUAAAGAUCAAACGAGGCGACAGGGGUUGGUGGAGCCAUAUCUUGAACAGAUUAUGCGGGAGUCGAUUGGAUAUUUGUUUAGUAGGGACCGUGGAAAGGAGGAGAGGAGGGAGUAUUUGGGGGUAUAUUUCCGGAUUGUGUCUUUGAUUGCUCCGAAAGGGUUUGAUAUUCUUGAAGAGGUGUUUGAGAAAUUGGAAGAAGAAGGAGAAGAGGAGGAUGAGGAGUUUUUUGGUGUAUUGGAGCCGUUUAUUUUGACGAAUUCGAUUAAAGCAUUGCCGGCAUUAUUGUUGAAGAGAUUGGUGGAGUAUUAUAUUCAAGCUAAUAAAGGUGAGUUAUUGACUGAUAUGUUGUGUAUGAUGGAUAUCGAAUCUUUGGAUAUUGAUUUAACGAUCCAGUUAUGUGAACAAUAUAAUCUUCGUGAUUGUUUGAUAUAUAUUUGGAAUUAUCUAUUACAUGAUUAUGAAACCCCCUUGAUUGAUUUUCUUAGUGAUAUUUUACAACCAGAUGAAGAAUUCAUCCAAUCAGAAGAAUAUCUAAAAGCAUACACAUAUAUGUCAUAUAUCUUAACCGGAAGACAAUAUCCUACUGAUCGAUUCAUUGAACCUAAAUAUGAAUCAGAAGCCAAAACUAAAAUAUGUGAUAUAUUAUUCUCAAACACUUCCAUAUCUCGAAAUGGCCACCUGGUACCAUGUAUAAAACAAUCAACGAUUUUUCCUUAUUUAUACACCUUUCUAAAAAUCAAUUCAUUCGAGAUGUUAUCCACCAUGAAUGAAUUCUUCGAAGACCCGCACCUAAAUGAUGAUUCACAACGAUUAAACCGACAAUAUCUCACCGAGGCUUUAAUCGACCUAUAUGACUCCAAUGAACGUGAUCUAUCGGAUCAAGAUCGAUGUCAGUUGGCGAUUUUUGUUGGAAGGAAUUAUCCCAAAUAUUCCCAAUUUAUUCGACUUUCCGAAUCGAUUUUGACUAAGAUUAUUAAUACUUUAUGUGAAUGUAAUGAAGGAGAGGAAUAUCUGCAAGAUUGUGAAUUGGCAUUACUGAGUCUCCUACCCCAUUAUGCCCCUGAUAUUGGUGAGGAUUUCUUGAUUGAGAAAUUGACUUUGGCGAAGUAUUAUAAUGUUUUGAUUGGGAUAUAUAAAUCAAAAGGACAAUAUUCGAAUGCGUUGGAAAUAUGGAUCAAGAAAUUGAAUGAAGAGAAUCUGAAUGAUGAGAAUAUUCGGGAGGAAUAUGAAAGUCUGUCAGGAGGGGAUUCUUUAUUGACAAUGGUUGAGCAAUCAUUUUUGGGAUCGAGAAAUGCGAAUGAUAGAUUGGUUUUAAUACUGGUUAUUAAGAAUAAUUUUAUGGUGUUUGUGAGGUUGGAUAUUGGGAAUUUUGUGAGUUUAGUGGAUAAAUAUUGUCCUCAAUUGCAUUUCCAGGUGUUUGAAUUGAAUGAUGAUGUGAUGGAGUUUGCAUAUUUGAAAGAAUUGUUUGAUGGGAAGAAGAAGGUUUGUCGUGAUUAUAUUCCAUUUGUGGGGAAAUAUAUUGAAGUAUUGGCGAUGUUUGAUUCUCCUGCUGUGUUUCAGUUUGUUCAAAAUUGGCAAUCUAUAUUAAUUGAUGAUGAGAAUGAGUUUAAUAAAUGUAUUGAUGUGUUACGUAGCAAGGAACUUGUUGACUCACAGGCGUCUUUGUUAGUGCUAAAGGGAGACUAUCUUGAAGCGGAAACAAGUAUAUUGGAUUAUAUGAAGAAGAUUGCGCCUAAAUUAGAAGACAACCAAUCCAUUCGAGAUAAAUUUGAACAAAUACUUUCAUAUCUUGUUAAUAUUUGUGAAUUACCUCAAACAUAUACCAUACUAAUUGAAUCUGAUUUUUCAUUAAAUGAGAAGAUGUGGUUAGAUGUGAUUCAUAAUUUAGUUGAAAUGGCCAAUAAUACUAAGAAAUUAACUACUCAUGAUUUCAUUAAUAAAUGUAUUCAUGAUUGUUUUAGAACAAUAAGUGAUUAUAAAUUAAAUCUGAUUCAUAUUGGUGAUCAAAAGGAGAAAUCAUUCUUGGUGAUUUUUAAUCGAUUUUUACAAGAAUAUUCUCAAGAAUCUAAGAUUGCUACAUUGUCUAAUAUUAGAGGGAUAUUACAAGAAGUAUUUAUAUCAUAUUCAUAUGAGAGUGAAAUGCUUAAGAUAUCAUUAAGAAUGUUGAAUAAGGAUAUUUAUAAGAAUACAAUACUUAUUAAGGGGAAUAAAUUACGAGGAUGGAAUAUUAAAGCUAAGAUAUGUUCAUCAUGUGGGAAAUUGAUGUGGGGUGGAAAUGGUAGUUCAACUAUAAUGGAUGAUCAUAUAUUAGCAUGGGAAGAUCGAGAAAGACGUCAUUUGUUAUUAGUUACUGAACAAAUGAAAGAGGAAGAUAGUAGACAAGUGUUUCAUAGUUGUGAAUUAAUCUUUUUUAUGUGUGGACAUGGAUAUCAUUUGAAAUGUUUAGAACUGUUGGGAAUUAAACAUAAAAAGUAUUGUUUAAUAUGUUUACCUAACAACUGA
This is a messenger RNA of Hemisphaericaspora subhashii, 4251 nucleotides long. It is a transcript of the gene VPS8, whose product is annotated as CORVET complex membrane-binding subunit. Gene Ontology annotation, biological process: protein targeting to vacuole; endosomal vesicle fusion. The record is from RefSeq and is a predicted model, not a curated record. Gene Ontology annotation, cellular component: HOPS complex; late endosome. Gene Ontology annotation, molecular function: protein binding. The transcript has a single exon. Bases 1 to 4251 code for a protein of 1416 amino acids. Lineage: Eukaryota; Fungi; Ascomycota; Pichiomycetes; Serinales; Debaryomycetaceae.